AUGUCGAAGGAACCUGAUGACCCUGCCGGGCACGAUCGCCCCCCAGGAAACCGUUCGAUGUUGCAGAAUGCUCUAUCACAAUUCCGUGUCCAAAACCCGUAUUCAUUUACCACCGCGCCUAUUCGUCCACAUCUUUCAGCAUCAUCUGGGAUCGGGAUAUUUACACCCAGCAUGCCUACCCCGUCUGCCCCGUCAAGCUCAAAUGAAGGGCCUACUGAGAGCGCCGCUGCUACUGAGCAGAAUCAGACGGCAAUGAACGAGACGCUUACCCUGUCUGCCCCGUCAAGCUCAAACGAAGGGCCUACUGAGAGCGCCGCUGCUAUCGAGCUGAUUCAAGACGAUCCGUCUCAUGUCACAGUCAGCCCUAUCAGACCACUUGAGACAAAUGAGGAUGCUGGGGAGGAUCUCGCCGCCAACGUUAGCCCCGAUGCUGACAACAUUGGUCAACUUGGCGGACGUGAAAACGACUUUGGUAUGGACCGUCUGGGACCCUUCAAGGGUCUUCACGUGCGUGCCAAUAUUGAGAUGGGCCCCUUCGUUAAGCCGACCAUAAAGCUCAAGUUUGUCGUUCGUCAUCUGUCUCAGAGCCACCUGUUCGCGGAAAUGAUCAUUCCAUUGGAUUACCUUGUGGAUAAGCCGCAUAUCGUCGAUAUCGACUCUGAGGAUAAGACGUCACUCAUGCCUCUCCUGAGCCAUGUGCCUACCAAUUUGGAUCAACUCGGCUCUUCCCAGACAGUUCCGGACCCAUUUCCAAGCAUUGUCCCCGGAGAUGAUGGACGUCCAGCUUGUGACAUCCAUCAAGCUACUGAUACCAUUCGCACACUUCGCCUUGACGUUGCCAGUCAAGACGUCAUCAUCAUUAAGACGCCUUCCUUUCAGGAGGAGCGUGAGAACCACCCGCAAACUCUUUGUAGCGUCGCAGACGACGUACUCGGACGUUUAGUCCUACCCAGUGUAGCCUCAAUUCGACUCUGGUUCUUUCCCGAAAAGACCUUUCACGAUACUUGGUGGACAGCGCUAGAGAAUAUAGACAGAUAUGUUCAGCCUUAUACCGAAAUCCUUCACAAGGUCAGAACAAACUACGCCGACCUGUCUUACGGUAAUUUUGAGAUGGCGGAUUUAGCACAUCCCGAAAAGCCCGUUCCCUCAACAAACGUUUUUGUUGACGCGGAACAUCAGACAGUUUCUGUCAUGGGAGGCGCCAUCGAAGAGAUCGUUUUGGCGGAUGAGCUAGCCGAGAAGCUUUGGGAAAGCAACCUCCAGGCCGUUGUUAUCAAGGAUCCCUACACAACUUGGGAAUCAAAAGACGACGACCUGCAAGUUUACGGCAUUGCUGCAGAUAAGCAACCACUUCGUUGGUACUUCAUUGUUGACUUAUCCAAUGGCGUCGCCGACAUGUUUCCCGACGUCGAUAUUCCCUUCAAAGUGUACAUCAGAACGGAAUACGACGCGCGCACCAUGCCGUCUAACGGAUUCUCCGCUGAACAAGUUCACCAUGUCACGAAUGAACUGCUACGAAAUUUCCGUCUCGCAGAAACCAAGGGCGAGAUGGCAGAGAGUAGAUGCCAGCAAGAUAUUGAUAAGGCGGCUGAGAAGGGAUAUGAAGCUAGAGAAGAACGCCUAACGGAGAAGUUGCAAACUAUCCGUAAUGACGUCUUUAAAGCAUUCGCUGCGUCCUUCCUCUAUGGAAUAUUGCCUCAACCAAGUGCAGAAGCUAUCGCUGAGCAUGCUCGAAAGCCGCUCAACGUCCAGCUUGCAGCAACAGCACAGCAUCUUGCAGAAGCCCUUCGUCAACGAGAUGACGAGAAUGACAUUGAUUGGGGUAACCGUGUACGCGUUUUUGUCCGAGAAAACGGUCCUGGCCGCUCCACCCAGGGAAUAUCAGGAUACGGAGAGGCCUUCACCGCUAUCGUUCGAGACUUGCCACCUGGCACUGCCGCAAAUAUCGGUCUUCUCGAAGUCAAGACGGCCAAUCAAUCCAACUGGCCUAUUGGGUUGAAGAAGCCUCCUGUCAAGCUGUCUCUGCCACAUGUCACUAUCAAAGGCCCACUACAUGAAUUUCUUAGUAACAUUUGGGUGCCUGUAAAGGACGCUCCAGCUAGCACCACUUACAAGACGGUUACGUUUAAGGCGUGGUUCAAGCCUGAUGAUACGAGUAUCAAGGCCGAAUGUGCCGCUGUGACCGAAAUCAAUAGCCUGGGCGAAAACGCAAUCUCCAAGAACUUCUGGACUUGGGCCCAAUGUUUUGGAGAGAACAAAAAUCUGCAUAACUGGCUCGUACAGUACCCAGCUCUUGGACGUCAAGUGGAGGCGCAUGAGUAUACUGGUGAGCGACAUGAUGUCCUUAGCCGUCUCGACAGAGUUCCUUUUGGCUACGCCGCGAUUACAGGCCCCCCCGGGUCAGGUAAAACUAGCCUUGCAGAGGAUAUUGUUCUAUCCGUCAUUUCUGAACCCUGCAAUCAUGCCGAGGUUACUGUCUACCCUCCCAUGGUACAAGGCCAAGCCACGUCUGAGGACGGCCCAGACCAUGAAAGCGACUCGGGCAGCGAAGACGACUUGGACCAUGAGAGCGACUCGGGCAAUGAUGGCGAACCGGACCAUGAAAGCGACUCGGGCAAUGAUGGCGACUUCAAUGAGGCGCCAACUGAACCUGCUACUUUCACUGCUUGGCCAAAUGACGAGACCAACCAGGAGCAGCUCGCGACUUUUACUGUAGGCCCACAACUGCCAGAAGCCUGGGAAACUGAGCCCUUAGGCAAUCAGCAGGAGGAGGCUAUAGGUGUCGCUGUCAUCCCCAGAGUCGCAUGGCUUGUUGCAGAGAACCAGCUUUGCAAUGACGCCCAAGUCAGACUGUCUAUCAAACGACCCGAUGCCGUCAUACUUCGGGCGCGGCCCUGGAAGAAAGAGAUGAACAAUAUGUACUCUCAAUCGGAUAGGGAACCCGACUUGAUCAGCAUGGAAAACAAGCCACAUGCAACUUCGCAGGAUAGACGUCUUGCAAACUACAUCAACCAUCAGAUUCAGGAUAGGUUUAACGAGUCAUCGGCUUCUCGGGGUCCGACUACGAUUUCUGAAUAUGCCAAGAGGCUUGCGCGUGAGAAUCCUGCCGAGUGGAACGAUUACCUUCAUGCAUACCGUCAGAAAAUCACAGACCCUGAGGCAUUCAACCUCAAUCGUGUUGAUAAUGAGCGGCAUGCCCGCGAACUGCUCAUCCACGUCGCUAGUUUAACCGCCGUCCUUUGCUGUACGCCGGUUACCUUUGGUCAGAUAAAAAACCACACUGGGCUUGAGUACAACUUUAUUGUCCUCGAUGAAGCCGCUAGAAUGCCAGAGUCAUUGUCUCUCAUCCCUAUGGCGAAAUGCCCCGAGGCGUCCUUUCUCAUCGUCGGUGACAAUAAGCAGUUCGGGCCUGUCGUGACGACAUUGGACCGCAAGGACUGGCAGUCGUUUUUUGGUCCUCAGCGUGCGACAAGUUUGUUUGAGCGCAUUGAGAAAUCAGGCGCUUUGCUGUUCAGGUUGAAGUCCAAUUACCGCGCCCAUAGAAAAGCCGCCGAUUUCGUCCGUGAAAAGUUUUACGAGGGGCAAAUGCACAUUGUGAACAAGACGUCCACUGUCGCGACUACUGGAAUAGCCGAUUAUAUCGCGUCUAAGACUGGGUCGCUUUACCCAAAUAUUAUGGUUGAUAUCCCGGAAGCUCAAGAAAUUCAAAUCGGCACUUCAUACGCGAACCCAGCAACUGCACGACUUGCCGUAUCGCUAGCCAUCCAGGUUUACCGAGAGGCAAGCAUCUUGAAUGCCAGAGAUGCAGAUCAACUUCAACGCGGUGAAGUCGUCAAAGUCAGACGCGGAUCUAUCCUUAUCAUCACUAUGUAUGCAGUUCAGAAGCGGAACAUCGAGCUGCUACUCAAAGAGGCUACAUCUGCAGAACUCCCACCUGGCUUAGUUGAAGUUAGAACUGUGGACGGAUCACUCUCUCAUUCUGGGGCUGUUGUUAUUGUAGAUAUCGUUCGCACAGGCCGACGUGGAUUUAUUGAUGAUCCCCGUCGAGUAGCCGUGGCGUUUAGCCGUGCUGAAUUGUGUACUAUCCUCAUCGCCAGAGAAAGAUCCGUACAAGAAAGAUCCCGUCUUGGCAGCGCUGUUCAGUUUCUGAAGGAAAGAGAUGCCGUCUACUCUCUGGGGAGGGCAAAGUCUAGACCCCAAUGGACUGAGUGGUGUUCUCGAUGUCUGCAGCCAGGACAUGUAGCUCAUGGUUGCAAGCAGACUAUCCGCUGUACCACCUGCAACGAGACGCAUGCCACGCGUUAUUGUCCGCAGGCGAACACGAACGAGAUUUCUCUCUACGCAGAAGAUCCGGUUACUGCAGAUGAUGGAGUUAGCCGUAACGUCUUUGCUUCGCGCGGCGUUCCCAAGAAUAGGGAGGGUAAGCGAGUUGCCUUCCGUGGCCAGGAGCGCGCAGCACGAAAGCCUCCUACUAGCAUCAAGACUGAGGUCAAGAAUGAGUAUAAACGAGCUGCAAAGGCAUUGCAUAGCGCUCAGCAAGACGGUGAUGGAGGUAAUGGAGACGAGUAG
Fusarium fujikuroi IMI 58289 is the source of this 4569-nucleotide messenger RNA. RefSeq lists its product as uncharacterized. NCBI's taxonomy places the organism in Eukaryota, Fungi, Ascomycota, Sordariomycetes, Hypocreales, Nectriaceae. The transcript has 3 exons. The record is from RefSeq and is a predicted model, not a curated record. Gene Ontology annotation, molecular function: helicase activity. Bases 1 to 4569 code for a protein of 1522 amino acids.